Molecule: messenger RNA, 2046 nt
Organism: Emys orbicularis (European pond turtle)
Lineage: Eukaryota; Metazoa; Chordata; Testudines; Emydidae
Gene: IFT81
Product: intraflagellar transport 81
Exons: 18
Coding region: 16-2046 (676 amino acids)
Biological process (GO): intraciliary transport; cilium assembly
Cellular component (GO): cilium; intraciliary transport particle B; centrosome
Molecular function (GO): tubulin binding
Source: RefSeq, a predicted model, not a curated record
UUUCAGGACCCAAUUAUGAGUGAUCAAAUCAAAUCAAUUGUUGAGAAGCUCAAUAAGGAGCCUUUUAAGAAGAACUAUAAUUUAAUCACAUUUGACUCACUGGAGUCAAUGCAGCUAUUGCAGCUUCUCAAUGAUGUUCUGGGCGAGAUUGACCCAAAGCAUGUUGUUGACAUUAGAGAGGAGAUGCCAGAGCAAACAGCUAAACGAAUGUUGAGCCUUCUUGGUAUCCUUAAAUACAAACCUCCAGGAAGUAUUAAUGACCUGAGUACAUUCCGCCAGGGUUUAGUUAUUGGAAGCAAACCUGUGAUUCAUCCUGUCUUACACUGGCUCCUUCAACGGACUAAUGAACUCAAGAAAAGAGCCUAUCUGGCACGUUUCUUAAUUAAACUUGAAGUGCCAGCUGAGUUUCUUCAGGAUGAUACUGUGGCUGACACCAACAAACAGUAUGAAGAUCUGAUGGAAGCCUUUAAAAGCUUGCAUAAGGAAUGUGAUCAGCUCAAGACUUCUGGCUUCUCCACUGCAGAAAUAAGACGGGAUAUCACUGCAAUGGAAGAGGAGAAGGAUCAGCUCAUCAAGAGAGUGGAGCGUCUUAAGAAGAGGGUGGAGACGGUGCAAAACCAUCAACGAAUGCUUGAAAUAGCAAGACAGCUUCGAGUAGAGAAAGAGAGAGAAGAAUCUUUAGCCCAGCAGAAGCAAGAACAAAAGAAUCAGCUGUUCCACGCGGAGCAGAGGCUGCAAAGAGUGCAGCUCCAGCUGAAAGAUAUGCAACAUGCAGUCGUGGAUUCAAAACCUGAAAGCUUAAUGAAGAGACUGGAAGAGGAGAUAAAGUUCAAUUCAUAUCUGUGCUCUGAAAAAUUUCCUAGAGAACUAGAAAGUAAGAAGCAAUCAUUGUAUUUCCUACAAAAAGUGGUUUCAGAGCCAGCUAUGGGUCAAUCUGAUCUCAAUGAACUUGAAACUAAGAUAAAUGAAGUCAAUGCUCAAAUUAAUCAAUUGAUUGAAAAGAGAAUGAUGAAAUAUGAGCCAAUUGAUAGUAAAUUUUCCAUGUAUCGACAACAGGCAUCCAUAAUUUCUCGGAAGAAAGAAGCCAAGGCAGAAGAGCUUCAGGCUGCCAAGGAGGAGAUGUCAAACAUGGAGAGGCAAAUGUUACAGAAAGCAAACCAGGCCCGUGAGUUGGAUGGCACAGAAGUUUUGAAAGGUGAUGAGUUUAAACGAUAUGUUAAUAAACUUCGAAGCAAGAACACAUUUUAUAAAAAGAAGCGUCAAGAAAUAGCAGAAAUUACAGCCGAGUACGGUAUCCUACAGAGAACAGAAGAACUCCUAAAACAACGUCAUGAGGCUAUUCAGCAACAGUUGCAAGCUAUUGAGGACAAGAAGGGUAUCUCUGGAUACAGUUACACACAGGAGGAGUUGGAGAGAGUAUCUGCAGCAAAGAGCGAGAUGGAUGAAAUGAAGGGACGAACAUUAGAUAACAUGUCUGAAAUGGUAAAAAAACUGAAUGCUAUGGUGGCAGAUAAGAAGUCAAGCUUAGCUCCAAUUAUCAAAGAAUUGAGACAGUUGCGGCAGAACUGCCAGGAGUUAACCCAAGAAUGUGAUGAAAAAAAAGUCCAGUAUGACAGCUGUGCAGCAGGUUUAGAAAGUAAUCGCUCCACACUUGAACAGGAAGUAAAAGGGCUGCGUGAGGAGUGUAUUCAGGAAGAAAGCUGCUAUCAUCAUACUAACUGCAUGAAAAAGAAUCUAGAAAUACAACUUCAACGUGCUAAAGAUGAGAUGAAGACAUAUGUUUCCCCAGAUCCACAAGACAGAAGAAAAGCAAUUAGAGAACAAUAUACACGAAUGAUCCUUGAACAAGAAAACCUUGGGAAGAAACUACGAGAGAAACAAAAAGCUGUGCGGGAAAGUCAUGGACCAAAUAUGAAGCAAGCUAAAAUGUGGCGGGAUUUUGAGCAACUGAUGGAGUGUAAGAGAGAGUGUUUUCUAAAGCAACAAAAUCAAACUUCUGUUGGUCAAGUCAUUCAGGAAGGUGGCGAGGAUAGGCUGGUAUUAUGA